This is a messenger RNA of Emericellopsis atlantica, 2079 nucleotides long. RefSeq lists its product as uncharacterized. The transcript has a single exon. The record is from RefSeq and is a predicted model, not a curated record. Lineage: Eukaryota; Fungi; Ascomycota; Sordariomycetes; Hypocreales; Bionectriaceae. The coding region runs from base 1 to 2079 and encodes 692 amino acids. Gene Ontology annotation, molecular function: protein binding.
AUGAAAACCCUUUGGCAAAGGGCCAAGCAGGCCCACAGCUGCGGCUGUCGGGCGUGCAGCACCGUCGCCCGGGGCGCCAGCAAACGAGUCACGACACCCCGUCGAAAAGCAACAUUUGUCGAGAUCUUCACCGCCGCCUAUAGCUCGGUCUUUGCCUCGGCUGCCAUUGUCGACUCGAUUCGGAAGGAUGAGCGCCGGAGAGACCUCGAUCGCCAGCUCGAGGAAGCGCGGCGCGACUUAGCAGCCUUGAGGGAGCAGGGUAGCGGCAGAGGAGCAGAGGACGCGGACAAUAUGAGCGCCCAGUCGAGCAUCUCGCUGUUGACGGACGAGCAGAUGCAUGCCAUUUGGCAGGCUAUGAAGGGUAUCUGGAAGACUGGAGCGUCCGCUAGCCACUUGCAGCCGGCUGAGGCACAGCGGCACCGGCAUUUGGUGCAUGUGUACCUCAACGGACGGGGGCUUCCCAUCGCUUCAAGGAGCGCAAAUACGUCGGAGCGACUCGAGCUAGCACUGCUCGCGGAGGAAUCGGAGCACGCCUCGUCAGCGAGAGACCCGGAAGAGCCUGUACACAUGCAAAAGUUCGGCGAGUCCAUUGGUUUUCUGGUCGAGCGGCUUCUGCGCCAGGUGGAAUCUGAGGACGCUCCUAGUCCAUCUUUCGACGAGGCGACGAGCGUGCUUCGGACGAGCCAUCAUCGAUAUGGCUAUCGCAGCUCCAACCCGGCGGCGGCCGCUGCCAACCUGAAGGCAUUGAACAAGGCCAACCAAACGGCAAUCAAUGAUAGCAAUGCUGGCAUCAAAGAGAAGGUCGGCAGGGUGUGCUACAACUUGCUCGUGUCGGUCUUUCCUCCCGACAUGAACAUCUUCAACACGCUGAUUGCGGGCUUUGACAAGCACCCCGCGACACGAAAGCUGUCCGGACAGAUGGUGGACUUUUUCUUCACCAAAUCACUCCUCAAACCGACGCCUUGCACAUUCGCGGCUAUUCUGCACCACUACAGUGUUACGGGACAGCAUGAACAGUUCUUCCGCACCAUGGCUUGUAUCUGCGGAUCUGACGCUACCACGGGCGCCAAAUUGAUGCGGCGCAAGGUCAAGGAUCUCAGGAAGAGUCGUGAGCUCCAAGCAUGGGCGGCGGAUGAACAGAAACGCUCCAUGCACAGCGGCUACGUGUGGCAGCACGCAUCCUUGAACAUGAUUGUCAUUGAAGAGAUGCUCAGCGGGCUACUACGACUGGGGUCAUUUGACAAGGCGAUGGAAAUCCUGACUGUUGCUCUGCAAGCCGGCGUACGGAUCGCGUCGAGGAUCGUCAAGCAGACUCUCGAUGAGUGCCUUGAAGCGUUGGAUUGGCGGGCCGGCUGGGAGCUCACGCACCAGCUAGCCAGACAUGAGAGGAUGUGGCCCUUUCUUAUGACUGAUCGGGACCAGGAGACGGCGGCCUACAUCAUCGACCGCGUGGUUUCUCUCAUGGCUGUGGUGGGCGCAGGCACGCGCGGAGUCACACUGGCCGAUUCGGAACUGGGGCAGAUUGGGCUCAGCCGAUCGCAACUUGCCAGGCUAUGGAGGCAACUGUCGAAGACUAAUGCAAGUCUGCCGAACCCUGCACAACUGCCCCGUCUUGGGACUGCCAAUGGGAAAACACGCGUUGCAAGACGCACACGUCGCCUGCAGUUCCUCAGCGCGGACGCAGAGGUCACACGCAUCAACAAUGCGCUGAUUGGCAGGCGAUCCAAGAAUACGCAAAUGUCCAAGAUAUCCGUGUCGUAUCGCAGGAGACUCGUUCUACAUCGCGGCGAAGAUUUGAUGCGUGAGGCACAAUUCUGGCAAAAGCAGGUCGAGGAGGCGCUCGAGCAGUUUGGUUCGUUACGUCUCGGAACGGUGGCCGAUGUCGAGGCGGACAAGCCCCUGAGCGUGGUUCACAAGGUCAAGACACCCCCGGUGGAUGGACGCGCGCUCGGUGAGGGCUACCGGGGGCUUCCACGGAAAGGAGUAGCAGCGGCACAUUACGAGGAUAGCUUUCCUUGGGCAUUGAUUGCAUCGAGACGAGGAGCAACAGGGGUGCAACAGAAGAGCACUACGUGGUAG